Trichophyton verrucosum HKI 0517 is the source of this 471-nucleotide messenger RNA. RefSeq lists its product as uncharacterized. NCBI's taxonomy places the organism in Eukaryota, Fungi, Ascomycota, Eurotiomycetes, Onygenales, Arthrodermataceae. The record is from RefSeq and is a predicted model, not a curated record. Bases 1 to 471 code for a protein of 156 amino acids. The transcript has a single exon.
AUGGGCCGGCGGUUAAAGGAGAGACGGCGACGGCGAGCUCAGGACGAAGAAGACGACGAGCGAAAAGCAAAGCAGCAACAACAACUAGAAGAAGGAGAAGGAGAAGAAGAAGAAGAAGGAGACGACAAUGGUCGGUCAAUCGCAGGGAGAUGCAAGGCACCGCAUCGCCGCUGGUUUCUUUUCUUUUCUCUUCUUCUUCUCCUGAUUUCAAGGAGGCGACGGGGACUGACUUGGGACUUUUUUUUUUUUGACUGCGCGAUCCCUGGCUGGCUUCUCUCUCUCUCUCUCUCUCUCUUUCUUUUUUUUUUUCCUUUUUUUUUUUUUUACUCUCUUCUUUUUUUUCGCCGGCUUCUUCGUCUCUUCCUCGCCAAUCAAGGCCAGCAGGACUUCCCGCUUCCAAGAAUAGCCGCAGCCACCAGAUCGAUCGCAGGGCCAGACGAGAUGCAUAACGGGAUACACAUAUAUAUCUAG